GUCGCGCUGCCACCGCUGUGUGUGGGGAGGAGAAGCCGGGAUGGAGGACGAGGAGUUGGACUUGGCCGACGAGCUGGAGGCCGCCUUGCAGCUGGCGCCGGAGGUGCAGCUGGCCAUUGAGCAGGUAUUCCCCAGCCAGGAUCCACUGGACAGGGCUGACUUCAAUGCUGUGGAAUACAUCAACACCCUUUUCCCAACCGAGCAGUCUUUGGCCAAUAUUGAUGACGUAGUGAACAAGAUCAGGUUGAAAAUAAGACGAUUGGAUGAUAAUAUUCGGACUGUGGUGAGAGCCCAUACCAAUGUGGGGCAAGAUGGCCGCGAGGCUCUUGAAGAGGCCCAGAAAGCCAUUCAGCAGCUCUUUGGUAAGAUUAAAGACAUUAAGGAUAAAGCGGAAAAAUCGGAGCAGAUGGUUAAAGAAAUCACCCGCGAUAUCAAGCAGCUUGACCACGCUAAACGCCACCUGACCACCUCCAUCACAACGCUGAACCAUCUCCACAUGUUAGCUGGGGGAGUGGAUUCGCUGGAGGCCAUGACCAGGAGGCGGCAGUACGGGGAGCUGGCCAACCUUCUGCAAGGGGUUGUGAACGUGCUGGAACACUUCAACAAAUACAUGGGGAUCCCGCAGAUCCGACAGCUUUCGGAAAGGGUGAAGGCAGCCCAGGACGAGCUCGGGCAACAAAUCUUGGCUGAUUUUGAAGAGGCGUUUCCCUCUCAAGGCACAAAGCAGAGAUCUGCUGGCCCCAGCAACGUUCUCCGCGAUGCCUGUUUGGUAGCCAACGUCUUAGAUCCCCGGAUCAAGCAAGAAAUCAUCAAGAAGUUUAUUAAGCAGCACCUCUCAGAGUAUCUGGUGCUGUUCCAGGAAAACCAAGACGUUGCUUGGCUAGAUAAGAUCGACCGGCGUUAUGCCUGGAUAAAACGCCAGCUGGUAGACUAUGAGGAAAAAUAUGGCCGGAUGUUCCCAGCAGAAUGGUGCAUGACAGAACGAAUUGCAGUGGAUUUCUGCCAUAUUACAAGGAUGGAGCUGGGAAAGAUCAUGCGCGCCCGAGCGAGAGAGAUCGAGGUGAAGCUGCUCCUCUUCGCCAUCCAGAGGACGACCAACUUUGAAGGACUGCUGGCCAAACGCUUCUCUGGCUCCACGCUGACAGAGACGGUGGUGAAAAAGCCCGACCCUCCACCACCCUCCACCAACCCUUUCCUGGAGGAUGAAUCUGUGCUGGAUGAGGAUGAAGCCCCGUCUGAAAAGGCUGAUGUUGAUAAACCGCAAAAGCCCAAAGUUCCAAACAAUCCAUUCCAUGGUAUCAUUUCUAAGUGCUUUGAACCCCAUCUGUAUGUCUACAUUGAAUCUCAGGAUAGAAACCUUGGAGAGCUGAUUGACCGGUUCGUGGGGGAUUUCAAAGCCCAGGGACCCCCCAAGCCGAACGUGGAUGAGGGCGGGGCCGUUUUGCCCAGCUGCGCCGACCUCUUCGUCUACUACAAGAAAUGCAUGGUCCAGUGUUCACAGCUGAGCACCGGGGAGCCCAUGAUUGCCCUGACCACCAUCUUCCAGAAAUAUCUGCGAGAAUACGCCUGGAAGAUCCUCUCGGGAAAUUUACCCAAGACCACAAGCACCAGCAGCAGCGGCCUGACCAUCACCAGCUUGCUGAAGGAGAAGGAUGGUUCCGAGGUGGCCAAAUUCACGCUGGAAGAACUCUGCCUGAUCUGCAGCAUUCUGAGCACAGCCGAGUACUGCUUGGCGACCACCCAGCAACUUGAAGAAAAGCUCAAAGAGAAAGUGGAUGCCAGCUUGGUCGAAAGAAUCACACUGAUGGGAGAGAUGGAUACUUUCAGCACAGUGAUUUCCAGUAGCAUCCAGCUUCUGGUACAGGACUUGGAUGGAGCCUGUGAUCCAGCCCUCACCGCCAUGAGCAAAAUGCAGUGGCAAAAUGUGGAGCACGUCGGGGAUCAGAGUCCCUACGUCACCUCGGUCAUCUUGCACAUUAAGCAGAACGUUCCCAUCAUCCGUGACAACCUGGCCUCCACCCGAAAGUAUUUCACCCAGUUCUGCAUCAAGUUUGCUAACUGUUUCAUCCCCAAGUUUAUUAACCACCUUUUCAAGUGCAAGCCGAUCAGCAUGGUGGGGGCCGAACAGCUACUGCUGGACACGCACUCCCUGAAAAUGGUCCUGCUAGAUCUGCCAUCCAUCGGCUCGCAGGUGGUGAGGAAGGCGCCCGCCAGCUACACAAAGAUCGUGGUCAAGGGCAUGACGCGUGCCGAGAUGAUCCUCAAGGUCGUGAUGGCCCCCCAUGAGCCCGCUGUGGUGUUUGUGGACAACUACAUCAAACUCCUGUCGGACUGCACCACCGAUACUUUCCAGAAGAUUCUGGAGAUGAAGGGUCUCAAGCGAAGCGAGCAAAGUAGCAUGUUGGAUUUAUUCCGUCAGAGGCUCCCGGCUCUUCCCUCGGGGGCGGAGAGUGGCGGCUGUGUCUCGCUGACGGCCCCCACGCCCGAGCAGGAGUCGUCGCGCAUCCGCAAACUGGAAAAGCUGAUCAAGAAGAGACUCUAGCCGGUCCCCCGCCGGCUUCUUCUGCAGCUUCUGAAGGCAUCGUGGUCCAAGCUUAGGGCGGGCUCCGGGUGUUCUGCCUUUGGGUCCGCACUGUCCCCUGUGGAGAGCGUUCUGGAGAGCAGAAAUCGGCGACAAGCUGUCUCUGGGUGCCCGGCGCCCUGUAGAUUGUACGGUGGACCUCCCUAACGAAUUUAAGCGUGCCCCAAAUCCCAGGACUAUUCUGACCUGUUGCAGGAUGUUGGUAUUCUCCAGAGCAGGGUUUCUCAACCAUGGCGACUUUACGAUGGGUGGACUUCAACUCCCAGAAUUCCCCAGCCACCCAUCUUAAAGUCGCCACGGUUGAGAAACCCUGCUCCAGAGACUUAGGGGUGUCCUCAACAGAAGUGUCAGAGAUGGGAUCCCUAGAAUUUUGCAAGGGCUUAUUUUAUUUUUAAGGUGUAGCCCCGUAGGACUGCCGACCUCUGCCUGUGCACAUCUGGAAUCUCCUUUUGUGACAGGCUAAUCUUUCUGAACACAGUUUUCUUUCCAAGAGCAGAGGGGUGUUUGAACACGCCAGACUCCUCAGCCCAGAAAGAACGCUGCCCGGCCUAGAUUUCAGUCAUUCUUUGAUGGCCCCAUCCCCUUCUUCAUCUGACUCCCACUCCUUCCUCUUUCCCUUGGUACCCAAUGGGUGUUUCCUCUCCUAGCUGUUUUCCGGCGUAUGACUCCCUGGUGUUUAUGCCUGCUGUCAGCAUCUUCAUCACAUAGACCGGUGUUUCUCAACCUUGGCUACUUUAAGCAGGGUGGACUUCAACUCCCAGAAUUUCC
Python bivittatus (Burmese python) is the source of this 3349-nucleotide messenger RNA. It is a transcript of the gene VPS53, whose product is annotated as VPS53 subunit of GARP complex. Gene Ontology annotation, biological process: retrograde transport, endosome to Golgi. NCBI's taxonomy places the organism in Eukaryota, Metazoa, Chordata, Lepidosauria, Squamata, Pythonidae. Gene Ontology annotation, cellular component: GARP complex. The record is from RefSeq and is a predicted model, not a curated record.